AUGUUGUUCUUCGUUAUCAUAUCUUUGUUAGUCUUCGGAUCUUCCGCGACAAUUGUAGGGCAAGGUCCAUGUCCCAAUAUUACUGGGGUUGUCGUCGACUUUAAUAAAAUGGUCGGAAGGUGGUACCAGUAUGCUUACACCUUUGACCCUUAUAACGAUACUUUAAAGUGCAUAACUUAUAAAGUAACCACGCCGAAGAAUGAUCGACCAAGAAUGUUUGCUACCGCAAUUUCAAAAUCUACUGGAAGCAUGUCAGCAGUUGAGAGUGAAAUAAUCUUAAAUCAUCAACCUAGGAACGGAAUGAAUGUUAUUACCCAUGUUCCACUCAUAGGAGAAUUGACCUCUCAUCAGUAUCGGGAUCUAGAAGUUGUGCCUGACAGUUAUGAAAUAUCUUGGAAUUGCCGCAGUCAAGGAUCGAACAACGUGCAGACUUUUGGUCUCUAUACUCGCAGUCCCAACCCGUCAGUAGAUGUGAUUAGAAGAGCACGACAAUUAGCCCUAGAGAAGGGUCUUGCAAUACCAAAUUUUGUAAAAUUUGAUAAUAAUUGUUAUUCAGAUAAAUGUAUAUGCCUAUAA
Messenger RNA from Cotesia congregata, 576 nucleotides. NCBI's taxonomy places the organism in Eukaryota, Metazoa, Arthropoda, Insecta, Hymenoptera, Braconidae. The record is from the annotation of a GenBank genome assembly.